CACACACACACUCAGGUGAUAACCACAGACCAGCUUGGUGUGACCCGCUCUUCCACUCUCUCCUCCAAGGAGUCCCAAAUAAUCUCGUACUUCAGUUAGUCCUUUGAUCAUUUACUUCAAAGAGCCCUAUCAUCAACCUAUUCUUCAAAGAGUCAUUUUAUCAACCUGUUCUUCAGUACUGUGAUCAAUCUGUCCUUCAAUAAGUUCUUUGAUCAACCUACUCUUCAAAGAGUCCAGUGAUCAACCUGUUCUUGAAUGGCUAGUGUGAUCACCCUGUACUCUAAAUAGUUCAGUGAACUAUCAAAUAUCCAAAUAGUUCUGAGAAGUACCCUUACUCCAAACUACCUCGUGUAAAAACUCUCCAGUCAAACGUCUCUCCUUAAAAAUGUGUGACAAGCAAGAACAGGCAGUGAAUGGCAGGCAAGCAGAGAAUACAGUGAAUGGCAGGCAAGCAGAAGAGGCAGUAGAUGUGAAGCAGUCAGAAGAGGUGAAUGAGGCUCCACAGAAAACAUAUCGAAGUCUCAUCACAGAGUCGCACGUCAAACAAGCUCUGAAGGCACAACAAGGCAGCAGUGCACAGCUGCUCUCAUGGACUGUUACAGACUUCACUAGCAAGGGCGACAACUACGCAUGCAUCGUGACAAGUGUAGAUGUUUGUUAUCAUAAAGAAGGAAAAGACAGGAAAACCUCAUUUGUAGUGAAAUGUAAUCCAUGUCGCGCCCUCCAAAUAUUCAAUGAAUUUGCGACUACAGUUUUUCAGAAGGAGGCGGGAUAUUACCUGGAACUUUUGCCCUUACUCAACGCUCAGCUCAGUCUUGUAGGACGUGAACCAGUACGGGCUCCUCACUGCUAUUUUGCUCAUAUUACUGAACAAGAGGAAGUUAUAUUUCUUGGAGAUUUGCGCCCGGAAGGUUUCAAAAUGUUUGACCGUAUGAAAGGAAUGGACACGGCCCACGCUGUCCUUGUCCUCAAGGAACUAGGUAAACUUCACGCUGCCUCUAUCUUAUAUCAGAAAGAAACAUCAGUAGUAUUGGAAGACAAGUACACAUAUAUUCAGAAAGACUUUCACUCAAUAUUUGGAGGCGAUGACUUUAAGAAAAUGCUUACUUCACAAGCCGAGAAUGCAGCAGAGAUAGCAGAGAGAAUCGGUGGGUACGAAAAAGUCGCUGAUUGGCUGAAAGACUUUGCACCAAAUAGCAGCGACGUCUUCCUGGAACAAAUAAAGAAGUGUCCUCCCUUUGAUGUGCUUUGUCAUGGUGACUGCUGGAACAACAACAUCUUGUUCAAGUACGAUGAGACAGGCGUCCCGGUCGAUGUAAGACUGCUGGACUUCCAAAUCAGUCGCAAAGCCUCGCCAGCCACAGACCUCAACUACUUCAUGUACACCAGUUUCAAUGGACAUCUCUCCAUGUUCCCAAUCAAUUUGUUUUUUUCAUCUCUGAACGUCUUACAACCGUCGAUAUUCCAUUCUGACCAAACUGAAUCCGUCAAGAAACUCACCGCUCAACACUCAUCAUUAAAAUUGAACUCGGAGAAUUAUCAAAUCCAGGCAGCACUGUGGAACGAUCAUGCUAGGAUCCUGCAGCCUGAUUCUGAACACAUGUGUGACAAGGAAGUAGAAGAGACAGUGAAUGGCAGGCAAGCAGAAGAGGCAGUAGAUGUGAAGCAAUUAGAAGAGAAGGAGGCGGGAUAUUACCUGGAACUUAUGCCCUUAUUCAACGCUCACUUCAGCAGUGAUUUAUGUGAACCAAAUCGGGCUCCUCACUGCUACUUUGCUCACACGACUGAACAAAAAGAAGUUAUAUUACUUGACGAUUUUCGUCCGGAAGGUUUCAAAAUGUUUGACCGUAUGAAAGGAAUGGACAAGGCCCACGCUGUCCUUGUCCUCAAAGAACUCAGUAACCUUCACGCUGCCUCUAUAAUAUAUCAAAAAGAAAUAUCAAUAGUUUUAGAAGACAGGGGAAAAUCACAAGAAGAACUUGUUUUUGGUUUUUUAAUUUGGGGUGAUGGGGUUUUGGGCCCAUUGGGGGUAACUCAGGCAGGGGAGGUGAUGGAUCUGGAUGAUAUAACUGAUGGAGACUAUGAAACGCUUGUAAAGGAGCACAGGGAAAGGAUGUUGAAACAGUUGGACAGUAAUCCACUUCUGCGACCUCGACUUCUCUCUAUAUUUGAUGAGAUGUUAGAAUAUGGAGUAAUAUCUUAAGUGGUAAUCUUAAACAGAUCUUGUUACGGAGUUUUGGAAAAUAUAGUAUUAGCAAUAGUUAAAGAUUGUUGAAAGAAUGUCUAUGAGGGAAGAAAUGUAUGUAUAUUUAAUAUUUUAGAAACUCAAAUUCAGAUUAAUAAUUUAUUUCCACAUACGUUGUUUGUUCAAAAAAUGAAUAACAGUUAAUAACGCAUGUAGAAAGCCCAUUGUUAUGCAGAGCAUUUCGGGCAAACUUAAGCCUCAAUGAAGACUACAUGAGCAAUAUAUAUAUAUAUAUAUAUAUA
This is a messenger RNA of Cherax quadricarinatus, 2487 nucleotides long. NCBI's taxonomy places the organism in Eukaryota, Metazoa, Arthropoda, Malacostraca, Decapoda, Parastacidae. The record is from RefSeq and is a predicted model, not a curated record.